AUUCUGGUCAGUACAGUUUGAGUGGUCAGUGUAAACAGUACUAACGAGAAACAGUGGUUGUUCACGAUGAUGGAAGCUUCGGAGGCCGACCGCGACGAGCGGCAGCCCCUGGUUGCAGAUGAUGUAGGUGACGCAGUUUUAUUCUCCGGGAUGCAAGGGGAUGAUGAUAUCCCAGGAAUUGGCCAGUACGAUGACUUCCAUACAAUUGACUGGCAAAGGGACAUUGCAAGAGAUCGCAUGCGACACAGAUACAUAGUCAAGAAGAGACAGGACUCAAUAUGGGAUUUAAUAAAGGGCGCUCACGACGCGUCGGGCUUGGGUGUGCGUGUUGCUGGUGGGCGUAGCGACGGGCAUGGUGGCGGGCGUGAUCGACAUUGGCGCGUCCUGGAUGACUGA
Messenger RNA from Manduca sexta (tobacco hornworm), 396 nucleotides. Its product is annotated as H(+)/Cl(-) exchange transporter 3-like. The record is from RefSeq and is a predicted model, not a curated record. The coding region runs from base 67 to 396 and encodes 109 amino acids. The transcript has 4 exons. NCBI's taxonomy places the organism in Eukaryota, Metazoa, Arthropoda, Insecta, Lepidoptera, Sphingidae.